Molecule: messenger RNA, 3159 nt
Organism: Uloborus diversus
Lineage: Eukaryota; Metazoa; Arthropoda; Arachnida; Araneae; Uloboridae
Product: GATA zinc finger domain-containing protein 7-like
Exons: 6
Coding region: 1-3159 (1052 amino acids)
Biological process (GO): negative regulation of transcription by RNA polymerase II; cell fate commitment; positive regulation of transcription by RNA polymerase II
Molecular function (GO): DNA-binding transcription factor activity, RNA polymerase II-specific; RNA polymerase II cis-regulatory region sequence-specific DNA binding; zinc ion binding
Source: RefSeq, a predicted model, not a curated record
AUGUCAAUUUUCAAACCGCCUGAUCAAACUGAAGAAAUUGAAGAUUUUUCAAGUCAUAAAAACACGAUGAAAGAAUUUCCCGAAUCCCUUCAUAACCUUAACCAUGUUGACCAAAAGCACUAUGCUCAAGAAUUUAAUGAUCAAGACAUUAUUACCUUAAAUUACUAUCCAAACUGUGAUAAAAACAUGAAUGGAGGUCUACCAGAGAAAAUAAUUAUAAAUAACCACGAAGCACACCAGCAUUCGCCUCCAAAGAAUCCGUUCAAAACCAUUGAUGGAGCUUUAGUGCUGGAGCCAGCGCAUUUGAAUUCUUUUUCAAAAAACUCUGUAAGCUGUGAAGGAGUCGUAGAUCUUAAAAAGCAAGAGAACGUUCAUAAUGAACAAAAUGGAGAAAUUCCAAAGUUAGAACCAUGUUCGAGAGACACCUAUGAUGAACAUAAAGAUCGUCAUCAUGCUGGAAGUGAUCACGAAUAUUAUUCCAAAUAUGUUCCGCAGCAAGAAUCGAAUUUGCCCAGUGACAAAAAUUCGGAUAAUGAGGCUUGUGUGGAAAAUACGUCAUUGCGGGAUUCUCAAAAAGGAAAUAUUUUAAAUGAAACUGCAGUUCAAGACGCGUGGAAAAAUAGAACUAAUUUUCCAUCAAAACGUAGAUUUGAAAAUCAUAAUAUAAUACUCAUUGACGAUUAUAGCAACGUUACUUCUUCUACUAAAUCUUGGGUGGAUGCUCAUUUCACCUGCAAUCGAGAAAAUGAAGACAGAACUACUGUUGUUAAGUAUGAAAAUACUCUACACGAAAACAAUGAAGCAAUAGAUCCUCAGCAAAGUUCAUCUAAUGAAUCUGAAACAUCCGAUUCGAAGAUUGACAUUGCGUCUAAUUCAAAUCCGUGGGAAUCUUCCAUGAGUGAGAAAAUGUUGCAGGAAGAAAAGAGUUUAGAAAAUGCUAAGAACAUUCAAAAUGAUACUCAUACUGCCGUUGAAAAAUGGUGCGCAGAACAAAAUUCUCACAAUGAAAAGUUUCAAGUGGAUCAACAGCACUUGGAUUCAAAUAUUGAAUUUUGGAAGAAGAAACGAGAGCUUGAUGCUCAUCAAGCUUGGGAACAGCAGUGUCGAGAGAUAAAACUGAGUGAAAUGGCAUCCUCCUGGCAUCAUGAUGAAAUUUUACACGUUGGAAAUGUUGAAGACAUAAAAUCCAUUGUCGAAAAUGAGAAUUCGGUAAAGGAAUUCGUAACUAAUUCGAACAAUUCCAUGCAAAAUCUUUACACUUACACCGUGAUACAUGAUCCUAAGAUUUGGCCACAAAAUAGCGAAAAUCCGUCACAAGCUUAUAUUUUGAUGAAAGAAGUCCCAUUGGAAUCAAAAGUGGCAAAAUCAAAAUUCGGAAAUUCAAAUUCUGUUGAAACGGAAUCAAUGUGGGACGAAAAUAAAAAUAAAACUUCCGAAACGUGGAUGCUGCAACACGCCCACCUCGCUCCAGACGGUGACCCAUGGGCAUACCAUGCCGAACCAUCCAUCAAUGGAAAUGACCAUUCUCAACCAAUUGGAAUAUCGUGCGAAGACACGAAACUCCACCCGGUUUCAGAAGCAAAUAGCCAAUCGUCCACUGUGACUCCUCCCAUCGUCAAAGACGAAAGUCGAGGGUCAGCCCACUUUGGGGUCGCUCUGUCGCAACCAUCCGCGCCACCUGACGGCGAGAGGGACGGGAACGACGCUGCCGGCACAAUCAGCCCUAGUGACACCGUCAUGGUCAGUACGUUUGGCAGCAUGGCUCCUUAUAGCAUGGCCGGGAAUUACUCCUCGCCUCCUUCAUAUACGGGUAGAGAUAUGUACCCGGGCAAACCAUCCUCAGGGUACACAGUGGAUCCGUCUUCGUCUCCAGCAGCAUUGUACGCAUCAACAACUGGUGGCCUUACCAUGCUGCCGUAUGUGGCUGCUGGACAGUCCAUGGGAAACCACCACCAAUCCAUGGUGUCACAGAGUGGACAUCACUGGUCAGCCGGUUCACAGCAAGUUCACGACCACCAGCAAAGUUCAGCUGGUUACGGUAUCUCAGCUCUGACUUCUGGACUCAAUCUGGCACAAAACUCUUUAAAUUUAUCCUCCACUUCACAAGCCGGUGGGUGUGAUCAAAGUGAUUUGAACAGAUCAGCAGGCUUCUCGACAUUUUCUUCUUCAGGACACGGCUACUUGCGACCAGACAUGGGCCACUGGGGACUUUUAGAUCCUGCCAUCUCUGGGUUACAACAUACAUACUGUCCAGAUGGAAUGGCACAUCACCUUGGACAAGACCGUGGAGACUAUUUCGGCCUGCAAGAGGAGCGGGAGUGUGUGAAUUGCGGGGCCAUCUCAACCCCACUCUGGCGACGCGACGGCACGGGACACUAUCUGUGCAACGCCUGCGGACUCUACAGCAAGAUGAACGGCAUGAACAGACCCCUCAUGCGACCGCAAAAGCGACUCGUCGGCCCGCUAGUGACUGCUAAUCGUCGGGCUGGACAGAUUUGUACGAAUUGUGGCACCACGACAACCACCCUGUGGCGGCGCAAUAAUCACGGAGAACCCGUCUGUAAUGCUUGUGGUCUUUAUUACAAAUUGCAUGGGGUUAACAGACCCCCAGCAAUGAAAAAAGAAGGAAUUCAGAAGCGGAAAAGAAAGCCAAAAAACGCAGCUCAAGCAGAUUCAAAAAGAAAAAGUUUAACAUCAACACCAGGUACAAAAAGUCCUGGAGAUCUCAGUUCCACCAGUGCGACAAAUUACGCAAUAACCACCACUUCAAGCAACUACUCAACAAGCCACAGCGUAACCACUACAGCUAGUUCACCAACUAACUGUGACACAUCUGCCCUCCACAGGCAACCCCAACAGCACAACAGUAGUGGCCACCAUCACCAUUCUCAGCAGCAUCCAGUCACUGAAGAAGCUGGAAGGCACACUCUCCAACACAACAGCUACAACAAUCACCACAGUAUUGCCGACCACACCAAUGUAGGGCAGCAACAUCAUCAGUCGUCUGCUCUGCAUGCGCUUCAGGGAUUGAAUUCCUUUUACCAUCAUCAACAUCAUGGGACAACGUCCGUUAUUGCUUCUACGACAUCCUCCAACACCACGUCUGGGUCAUCCAGGAUGCAGACAUCGCCUUUUGGAAUCAUCAAACACGAACCUUAA